Dunckerocampus dactyliophorus (ringed pipefish) is the source of this 5359-nucleotide messenger RNA. RefSeq names its product zinc finger protein 260-like. The transcript is spliced from 2 exons. Lineage: Eukaryota; Metazoa; Chordata; Actinopteri; Syngnathiformes; Syngnathidae. The record is from RefSeq and is a predicted model, not a curated record. The coding region runs from base 218 to 2014 and encodes 598 amino acids.
CGGAAAAAGAAGGCGGCCUGAGCGACUGUAGCUGCCGACCGGAGUUUCAAAAAUACGACAAAGCAGAUACAUACUGUGAGAUACAUACUCAUAGCAAAUAUAUCAAUAAUAACCUAAGAGGUUCGUCUUUUGUAAAGCCCACGAAACGGAAGUUGAAUGUAGAGCAUUGGAGCGCUAUUUGAAGUGACGAUAGAAGACGAACCACUGCUAUGCUAAGAUGGCGACGUCCAGUCAAAGAGAAGGCGGAAGAGAAUCAGCGCUACCAACUCCCAGCAAAUCAUCAAAGGAAAAGCCUGCAGAUCACGACUUCCAACAGUUGAUUGGUCAUCAUAAAGAACGUCCCAAAGAGCCGCAGGGGGGAAGCACCAGAUUGAAGCAGGAGGCUCCACAGCCCCCUCAUGUUAAAGAGGAAGAGGGGGAACUCAAAAUCACACAUGAGGGAGAGUGUCUUCUAUGGCCGGAGACAGAUUAUCUCAGCAAGUUGCCACUCACUGUUGUCUCUGUGAAGACUGAAGACCACGAAGACAAACCACAUGAGUCCUUACGUUGGUUGUGUCCUUCCGACGUCCAGCAGCUGAUUGGUCAUCAAAAAGAACAUCCCGCUCAGCCACAAGUGGGGUGCUCCACUUUGAAGCAGGAAGAUCCACAGCUGCCCCACGUUAAAAAGGAAGAGGAGGAACUUUGGAUCACUCAGGAGGGAGAGUGUUUUCUAGGGCCAAAGGAGGCUGAUCUCACCAAAUUGCCACUGACUGGUGUCUCCGUGAAGACUGAAGACGAAGACAAACCACCUGAGUCAUCAGAGAUUCAUCACAGUCCAAGUGAGGAGCACAGAGGGGCAAAGCCUCCAAGCAGCAGAUCACCACAACACAUGACAACAGAAGCUGAUGGAGACCACUGUGGAGGAUCACAAGCAGACAAGCUCUUGGCUCCACUAUCAGAUAGUGAUGACACAACAUCGCACUCUUCUGAGGAUGAAGACAAAGAUGGCACCCAAGAACCUUUGAGCAGCGAUACAGACUGGGCAGGUGAUAUGAGGACUCACACUCACAACAAACACUCUGAAUGUUCUAAAAAGAAGAAAGGUAAAAAAUGUGUUACCUGCUCAGUUUGUGCUAAAAGCUUUUCUUCUAAGGGCCAUUUGACUCGACACAUGCCGAAACACACAGGUGAAAGACCUUUUACGUGCUCACUUUGUGGCAAAAGCUAUUCUUACAGACGCGGCUUGACUUAUCACAUGCUGACACACACAGGAGAAAAACCUUUUGGUUGUUCUGUUUGUGGUCACAGAUUCUUUCAAAAGUCACUUAUGAUAACACACAUGAGAAAGCACACAGGUGAAAAACCUUUUAGUUGCUCAGUUUGCGGGAAGAACUUUUCUUACAAACCUAAUUUAACUCAUCACAUGCUGAAACACGCAGGAGUAAAACACUUUGAUUGUUCGGUUUGUGGCAAAAGAUUCCAAAGUAAGUCAAGUAUGGUAUCACACAUGACAACACAUACAAGAGAAAAACGCUUUAGUUGCUCAAUUUGUGGUAAGAUCUAUUCCUACAAACGUAGUUUGACUUAUCACAUGGCCACGCACAGAGGAGAAAAGCCUUUUGGUUGUUCUGUUUGUGGUCAAAGAUUCUCUCAUAAGUCAGUUACGGUAUCACACAUGAGAAGGCACACAGGAGAAAAACCCUUUGGAUGUUCUGUUUGUGGUCAAAGAUUCCCUAGAAAGUCACGUAUGGUAUCUCACAUGGCAACACAUACAGGACAAAAACCCUUUGGUUGCACAGUUUGUGGUAAGGGCUAUUCUUACAAACACCUUUUGAAUGCUCACAUGGUGACACACACAGGCGAAAAGCCUUUUGUUUGUUCUGUUUGUGGCGAAAGACACUCGCAAAAGUCACAUAUGGUAUCACACAGGAGAACACACUCAAGGGAACAAGUUUGUCCAAUAGGGUCUGGGUCAACCUCAGAUAGUCAGCCAAAACAUUAUUGGAACCAAAAAGGCUUUGAAUGGUCUUUCUGACAUUCAUCCAUGCCCACUCCAAAAGUUAUAAAAAGUGAUGUUAAUCCCAAGAAAGUCAGAUCUUCCACAGAAUAACUUUUUUCUUUGGAAUGAAAACUUACUGGGAUUCAGCCUGACCUGCCUGCAGUGCCUUAUCUGACUUUUUUGUUGUUUUUGCCGCAUUUGGACUUAGAUUUUUUCUGACUUGCUCGACAGUUUCUAGAGAGAGCAAGGGCCAGCUCCACACUUAGCUCUCUCUCUCUCUGUGGAAACUGACAUCAAUUUAAAUUCUUCUUAGGUGACUUUAAUUUGGAUUUAAUUUCAUAUUGGAGACAUAUCAACACUUGUCAGUACGUUACCAUGAGAAACUUGUUUGAUGGUGUGCACCUCUUCGGGCAGCCUGAUAUUCCAGCAGCUGGACCCCGGAUUUGGAGUAGCAAAAGGUGACCUGAUCAACAGAAAUGACAUCGUAGGUGUACAGUGGGUAAGGGAAGUAAAACCAGAUACUGUAUGUUGUGUACAGUCAGUGGCGUUUCUAGCUUCAAUGGCGCCCUGUGCGAGACCUCCCUUUUGGCAUCCAAUACGUGUCAGGUUUGUGGGAUCUUGUCCCCUUGAUCAAAUGGUUCCAUCAUCCACAAAUUGAACCCAAAUAUAAAAGAGGAAGAUGGUGUGAAGUUAUGUGCGUGGCUUUGUACCUCUCUGCCCAUAGAGAACAUUAACGCUAACAUCUUAACACAGAAACAUGAGACAUUCGGGGUGUAACGAUUACUUUUAAUAACAAUUCAAUUCAUAUCACGAUUCAUGGUUGCCGAUACCAUUCAAGGACGAUAUUGGUUUAUUUAUAACGAUACAAUCCGAAACGAUUUCAUAACUUUUUACCCAAAAAUUCAACCCGUGUGACUGUGAAACGAAUACCUGGAUACUGGACAGUGCAGGUAAAGUUUCCGAGAUUCCUGUUGUACCUCAUUCACUUCUCUACCCCAAGUAUUAAAGAAGUUAGAGCAAAUUUCAUAGAGGGUAAUAGUGCCUUUGGUGCCCAUUGCUUUAACAUUGAGUCGAGACAAGAGCUGUGAUCGACCCGCGGACCUUGGCAAGUACAACCGUACUACAAAAUAUAUAAUAACUUAGGCUGUGACAUUUGUUUGAAAAGUUAACAAAGUAGCCAUUUACAUUUUAUUGAUCAUCAAAAAAUUAAGGGAAGAAAAUCAAGUGUCAUUUCAUGUAGGCCUCACUACACACGCCACACUACUAAUUGCAUGUACACAGUAAUUCCAAGGCAAAAAUUAAAAUUAUUAUUAUAUUAUCAUUAUAUAGCCUGUCGUGCUGUAUUUCCUACUAUCCGAUUCAAUCGAUUGAUUAUCUUUUAAACGAUGUUAGAUCGAUAUGUCAUCCUGAAUGGAAACUUUGCUGGACACAGAUCGAUGUAGUUGUAUCAUAGAAAUAUAAAUGGAUGAAUCGUUACACCCCUAUGAGACAUGACCCCAAGAUCUUUCAUUCAAACAAACACACUGUCCUUGCAGAUAUCUCGCACACACACAAACACACACACACACACACAGAUUCUAGACAAGCCGCCUCUUUAUCUCCGUCUUAGGAGCAUUUCAUCAUAAAAGAGGACUUUGCACAACCUUUGUUGGCAGUUAAUUGCUAUCUCCAGCGCUGGCAUUGGAACUGUUUGUAUUUGCUUCAGUUUGAAAUAAAUUGUAAACUCUCCUUGAGACUCCUAGACUCAUUUCACAGCUGUUAGAAUAAAAGAGCCCAGAUGGACUUGAGCCCUCUAAAAGGGCUGAUCUGAACUCUAUUCCAUUCCAUUCCAUUCCAUUCCAUUUUCCUCCGCUUAUCCGGGUCCGGGUCGCGGGGGCAGCAGUCUUAGUAGGGAAGCCCAGACUUCCCGGUCCCCGACCAGCUCCACUGGGAGGACACCAAGGCGUUCCCAGGUCAGCAGUGAGACAUAAUCCCUCCAGCGUGUCCUAGGUCUUCCCCGGGGUCUUCCCCCGGCUGGGCAUACCCGAAACACCUCACCAGGGAGGCGUCCGGGAGGCAUCCGGACUAGAUGCCCGAGCCACCUCAGCUGGCUUCUCUCGAUGUGAAGGAGCAGCGGCUUUACUCUGAGCUCCUCUUGGAUAACCGAGCUCCUCACCCUAUCUCAUAGGGUGAGUCCCGCUAAUCUACGAAGAAAACUCAUUUCAGCCGCUUGUAUCCGCGAUCUCGUUCUUUCGGUCAUGACCCAAAGCUCAUGACCAUAGGUGAGGGUGGGAACAUAGAUCAAAUGGUAAAUUGAGAGCUUUGCCUUCCGGCUCAGCUCUCUUCACCACGACGGUCCGGUACAGCGACCGCAUUACUGCAGACGCUGCGCCGAUCCGCCUAUCGACCUCACGCUCCAACCUUCCCUCACUCGUGAACAAGACCCCGAGAUACUUAAACUCCUCCACCUGGGGUAGGACCUCAUUCCCAACCCGGAAGGAGCAAUCCACCCUUUUAUGACUGAGAACCAUGGCUUCAGAUUUGGAGGCGCUGAGUCUCAUCCCAGAAGCUUCACACUCAGAUGCAAACCGUCCCAGUAAACGCUGCAGGUCACAGCCCGAUGAGGCCAUCAGGACCACGUCGUCUGCAAAUAGCAGAGAUGAGAUCCUAAUUGCCCCUGAACUGGACUCCCUUGACACCUUGGCUGCGCCUAGAAAUUCUGUCCAUGAAAAUUAUAAACAGAAUUGGUGACAAAGGGCAGCCUUUGCGGAGGCCAACGUUCACAGGAAACAGGCUUGACUUACUACUGGCAAUGCGAACCAGGCUCCUGCUCCGGUUGUACAAGGACUGAAUGGCACGUAGUAGCGCGCCACCAAUCCCAUACUCCCGGAGCACCCCCCACAGGACACUGCGAGGGACACGGUCGAAUGCCUUUUCCAGGUCUACAAAGCCCAUGUAGACUGGUUGGGCAAACUCCCAAGUACCCUCAGUACCCUUGCAAGGGUGUAGAGCUGGUCCAGUGUUCCGCGACCAGGACGAAAACCACAUUGCACCUCCUGUAGCCGAGGUUCGAUUAACGGUCAUACCCUUCUCUCCAGCACCCUGGAAUAGACUUUCCCAGGGAGGCUGAGGAGUGUGAUCCCCCUAUAGUUGGAACACACCCUCUGGUCACCCUUCUUGAAAAGGGGGACCACCACCCCAGUCUGCCAGUCCAGAGGUACUGUUCCCGACUUCCACGCAAUGUUGAAGAGACGUGUCAGCCAAGACAGUCCUGCAACAUCCAGAGCCUUGAGGAAUUCAGGGCGAAACUCGUCCACCCCCGGAGCUUUGCCACUGGGGAGCAUUUUGACUACCCCAGAUACCUCAGCCCCGGUGAUGGAACUGUCCGCGUUCGUGUCCUCA